AUGGACUUUGUGGCUCCAUCCACUCGCUGUUGGUAUCAAGCUCUCAGCCGCAGUCUCGUCGUGGAUGUGGCAGUGAAGGCCGCAUCUAUUCCUAUCUUUCAGGCUCGUUUUGGCAUGGACGGCUCGCUAUCAGCGGCGACCACAGAAGGAGCCACCAUCCAACUUCACGCGCUGAACGAGGCGAAGAUGAACGAGAUCUUCAAAUACCAAAUGAACUACUAUCAUGAGCGGCCCGGACUGGACAAGUCACUCGAGAAGUAUGCUCGCUUGUACAUUGACACUUUGCUUCCCGACUCGAUUGUGGUCUAUCUUGACACGGAUGUGGUGAUACAGUCGGAUGUCUUGGUGUUGGCAGAUCGGUUGGCCACAAGUGGAAAAACGAUGGCUUUCGUGGAGCGGGUGCCACGUGCAUCUAUGGGAGAGUAUGUGCAUGCGGACAACUUGACCGAUUCCGCACUGGCCAAGCUUGGCAUCUCUCGCACAGCCCUAGUUGCAGCAGAGAAUGCAACAGAGUACAAUGCUGGAGUCUUGGUUUUCAACACCAGGCGCUGGCAUAGCUUGGGAUAUCUGGACAAGGUGAAGCAUUGGCUCCACAUCAACUAUGAGCUGCAUGGGAAGCUGUUUCGGGGAAAUGAUCAAACUCUACUCAUGCUCAGUUUUGAAGUUUGGCGAAAGCCAGGAGACUUUAUAGUGGUGGAAAGGGAGUGGAAUGUGGAGGUGCACCACCAACUCACCAUCGACAGAGACUUCUUGGCACAUGGGGCCAAGAUUCUUCAUUUCAACGGUGUCCGGAAGCCGUGGCUUCCCAGUGAGGCAGAGGAUCCCUUGGCCAAGGAGCUCUUCCGACCCCACUUGCAGAAGUUCCCAUCGCUACUCGUAAAGGGAGCUGCUAGAAGCCAGUUGCCGUUGCAGCCGAUGCUGGCUGCACUUGUAGCUCUUCUUUGUGCCCUUCUGCUUCUCGCGCUCUCCAAAUUCUCGCCCGUUUGGAACAGCAUCAUGUCGCCCGCGGAGUCCGCCUUGCAUGUUAACUUGCUGGUCUGCUUCCAGGGAUUCAUGAACUACAGCUCCGUGGUGCUCUGCGCGUACCCGUUGUGUCUGUCGCUGAAUUUGUCGAAUGCCGCUUCAAUGUCUGGCCUCCUGAUUGGUGUAUUCAUGGAAGCCAGUGCUGUGGGCAUGGGCGUGAGUUGGAAGAUCCUGAACGUCUACCCGGACUUGUGGCGAAGGCACAUCAAGACCUACCUCGUGGCCGGCCUCUCUUGUCAGUUCUUCGGUGCUCUGGCCUUCUGCAAGGUAGCCAUGGCCGUGAAGUAUGGCCAAAGUGACAGCACCCUGAUUAUGACCGUGUUGGCUGCAAGGAUCUGUCAAGGCUUUGGUCAUGGACUGAAUGAUCAGUUCAUGAAGUGCUGCAUCGUCAAACUUGCAGCGGCACAUGAUCGACCGCGGCACUCACUCAAGAAAUUUGUGGCCAACACGCUAGGCAUUGUUUGCGGACCCUUCAUCAUUGCUUUGGCCUAUUUCUUCUUCCACGACGAUGUGGUGGAUGCGGGAUUAACGAACGGAGCUCAGAUAAGCAUGCUGACUGCGCAGUGGCAGCUAACGAUGACCGUCACCGUUCUCAUCGGCGCCAUCCUCCUGUAUCCGUCCCUGGAGGAGGUCUCCGAUUUUGGUAAGGCAAAUACCCUUGUCGGAGGUCAUCAGACGGCAGUGCUUCUGGCGAGCAUUUUCAUGGACGCAUUGCGCGGGUUCAUCACCUCGGGCGUGGAAGCUGCAUCCUGUUUGCUUCUACAGGAUCGCUUCGCCUGGCGUCAGGAUAGCAUUGGCUUUUGCAUCGGGCUGACAUUCUGCUUGGUGGUCCCUGGAUACAUGCUGCAUAAGCAGUACCAGGCACGCUACAGCGACAUCGCAUGGAUUAGGAUCUACACCGGCAUUGCCAUGCUUGCCACCGCUCUGCUAGGCACUGCAAAGCAGCCGCUGGGCAUCCUCGCGGCGGAUAGCAUCAUAUUUCCAUCGAUUUACUUGGCGGGUGCCUUGAACAUGGGCAUUCUGAAUACCAGCGUCUUUCCGGAUGGCUCGCUGCUCGAUGCCAACAACGUCAUGCUCAUGAACGGUAUAAUCUCCAACGGCAUCGGCCGUUUUGCAGGGCCCAUCUUUUCACGGUCACUUAUAGCGCACCUUGGGCAAAAAGCAUACGCUUCAUGCCAGGCUCUUGCCAUUGGCAGCAUUCUAGCCGCUUCUGGCAUGUUACGUGCACCAAUGCACUAA
Molecule: messenger RNA, 2262 nt
Organism: Symbiodinium necroappetens
Lineage: Eukaryota; Dinophyceae; Suessiales; Symbiodiniaceae
Source: the annotation of a GenBank genome assembly